Molecule: messenger RNA, 1529 nt
Organism: Pieris brassicae (large cabbage white)
Lineage: Eukaryota; Metazoa; Arthropoda; Insecta; Lepidoptera; Pieridae
Gene: CHMP2B
Product: charged multivesicular body protein 2b-B
Exons: 6
Coding region: 209-841 (210 amino acids)
Biological process (GO): endosome transport via multivesicular body sorting pathway; late endosome to vacuole transport; protein transport
Cellular component (GO): ESCRT III complex; multivesicular body
Source: RefSeq, a predicted model, not a curated record
CAGUCGUUAUAUUUUGUUAAGUGGAAAGUGAUUAAUUUGUGAUUACCCAAAUGAUUCAUUCUAAUAAAAAAUAAACCAUAAAUUUCGUUAUACUUUUAUUUAUAUCAAGAAACUGCUUAUGGUUUUAAAAUAAUUAUAACUAAUGUGAGCAAGAAAUAUCUGAAGUUAUAUUCAAUUGUGAAACGAAUUAAAUAUUAAAAAAAACAUUAUGAAUUUCUUUAAGAAACCACCAACAAUAAAAGAACAACAGAGGGAAAAUGAUCGUGAACUCCGAAAGGCAAGCAGAGAUCUGGAUAGAGAUAAAGCUGCUCUUGAAAGGGAAGAGAAAAAAUUGGAAAUGGAUAUAAAGAAAAUGGCUAAGGAAGGUAAUAAUGCUGGUUGUAAAAUUUUAGCAAAACAACUAGUACAAUUGCGAAAUCAAAAGACUAGGCUAUAUUCAGCUAGUAGCAAGAUAUCCAGUGUACAAAUCCACAAUAAAGCUAUGGGUGCAAAUGUUGCAAUUGCUGGUGCUAUGGGAACAACAGCUAAAACUAUGGGAAGUAUGAAUAAGAUAAUGAAUCCACAACAAAUUGCCAAAAAUAUGGAGGCUUUCAAGCAUGCCAAUGCUAAAAUGGAAAUGACUGAUGAGAUGAUAUCAGAAACAAUGGAUGAUAUAAUGAAUGAAUCAGGCGAUGAGGAAGAAACCGAAGGAAUUAUUAAUCAAGUUCUUGAUGAGAUUGGUAUUGAAGUCAGUGGCAAGAUGGCAAAUGCACCAUCUGUAUCUAGAAAUAAAGUUGGUGAAUCGACAACUGAUGCGGACAAGGAAAUUAUGGCGCAGCUCGCGAAAUUGAAGUCAAGUUAAUGUAUUGUAGCAAAUAUAUUUAUUCUAAAUGCUUAUAAAUCUAUACUUAGAGUCGGCAAGUAAAAUUUAUAUUAUAUACCUGAUUAUUUAACUAAUUUAAGGAAGGUCAUAAACUUGAAAACUUUACUAAAUGGCUAAGUGUUAAGAAAUGUUAUGAUUUUAAUCUAAGACACAAAUCCUUAAAAUCCAUCCGUCCAGAUUUUUUAGGGCUGCCCGAAAAAAAAUUGAAGAAAUAUUUCACUAAUUUAAAAAUAUGUUUUAAGGCCAGUAGGUGUACACCAGCAAUAGGUAAAUUCUAAUAAAAAAAUUUUUUGAUACAUUUCUGUAUGAGAAAAUUUAAACCAUUUUAUGGACUUAUUUUAUAUUUACAUGCGAACAUGCAUUGUUAAAAUAAUUAGUAUUGUAAACUAUAAUUGUAUGAAAAGAUCAUAUGUUUGAACAUAUAGUUUGUACUAAGGUCUUUAUGAUGGAGACAUUUGUCCCCAUAGAAAUAGGCUAUCUGGUAGCUGGUGUAAUGUGGUUAUUAUCUUUUUAAAGCCAGAAAAAUAUUGGCCUUGCUGGUAUAUAUUAUUAAAAAAAAAUCUACUCCCAUGGGGGUCGAAGGGUAGUAUUUAUAGUUAAGCUUCAUAUAAGAAGAACUGGUGAUAUAUUAUUAUAAUUUGUAUAAUCAUUAAAAUGUUUAAACAAC